AUGCCAUCCACGGAAGAGUCGGAGAGCGGCUCCGACAAAACCAGCAGCACUGAGGUGACGCUAGAAAUCCCGGAGACUGUCAAGACCACUGAGACCUAUGCUCUAAGUGUUGGGGUUUAUCGAUUUCGAGCAGUGUGGGGGUCAGUGGGCUUGGCUGCUGCAUUGCUUGGAGUGAUGCAGAUCUUUGCGAACAAUGGGGUCCAGGUGGGGUCUUUUCGGUCCGUGGAUUUGGAUCCUGACGGCCAAAAGGAGCUUCUGGACACGUACAACGGGCGGUUGGCCAGUCUGACCUCGACGGUCAUGAAGCCACUCGACAUCUUUCUGAGUAUGUUGGUCGCUGUUGUGUUCCUGUGUCUAAAGACGAAGUGGAGCGUUCAUUUCGAAAGUCGGCGGCAAUUCGUGGUGGUAGCGAUCAUCGGCUUGGUGGGCUACUUGCUGGACUACGGGUUCAACUCGUUGAAUCUGCAGGUGGUUCCGGGGGAUAUCCAACCGAGGAUUAUGCCAGAUGAUCUCGCUUUGCAAACUAUCGUGGACGUCGCUCAAGAACUUAGCGUCGAUGGCUUCUUGGUUACAACCAAGGACGCUAAGUUCCGAGAAGAUUCGCCCGACAACAGUCUACUUAACACCAUAAUGCGCAACUUGAUCAUCGCUCCCGAAGAGGUUCCAACGUGGUGCAAUGACUUUGACGCCUACUCGAGCCCGCAUAAGAAUGUCAUGGCCAGCUACGGCUUCCCAGCUCGCCCAUGGCAGCAGUACGCUCUGUCGAAAGCCUUAGAACCCACCGGGUCUGGAAGCUUUCCUAUGACGACUGCAGCAGUGGAUCUUCCACCAGACCGAAACCUCCCCAUGGAUGAAUCCGUAGCUACCAACUUGGCGGUGUACGCUCUGCUUGUAAGCAACAGCUUCCUCGGGUGGUGGAGAGGUGACAACCAGGCAUGGACAUUUAGUACUGCCGUCCACAGCACUGGGACUCUUUCGCUGGCCGAACACUUCAACUUGACAACCCGCUCUUCGUCCGAUGCAACUUUCCUUAGCAACGCGCACAAGGUUAUCGUCGACUACUUCAGCAGAGCCGAGAACGCCAACACGACAGAUGAGCUCGCGAGAAUUGAAUUUUCUCGAGUUAAUCUCUCCGAAAUGAUCGUGUUUGACGCACUGACCAUUGACAUCCCGACGCGGAAGUUCGGCAAGCAGGAGGAUAAUUCCUCAGCCUCGAACCCGUUUUACGAGCCUGUGAGCGACUAUCGGUGCAACACGCAAGCUUGUGUUCUGGAAAAGCACUGGGCAUCUGUCUGA
Molecule: messenger RNA, 1296 nt
Organism: Phytophthora sojae
Lineage: Eukaryota; Oomycota; Peronosporomycetes; Peronosporales; Peronosporaceae
Exons: 2
Coding region: 1-1296 (431 amino acids)
Source: RefSeq, a predicted model, not a curated record